Messenger RNA from Venturia canescens, 2254 nucleotides. RefSeq lists its product as uncharacterized. The coding region runs from base 60 to 1115 and encodes 351 amino acids. The record is from RefSeq and is a predicted model, not a curated record. NCBI's taxonomy places the organism in Eukaryota, Metazoa, Arthropoda, Insecta, Hymenoptera, Ichneumonidae. The transcript has 3 exons.
AGUUUUAAUUUCCAGUCAGGUUCUUAGUAGUUCAGGUUUUGUUCGUGUUUCGUGAAAUUAUGCCGAAGAGAAAGCAGGACAUUAUCAUCGGUAUAGAGGAGAAGAUUAGGCGACUGCAGUCAGAGAUUGCAGGUUUACAGGAUUCAUCGUCGGGAGAGGACGAGUCUAGCCACGAAGAAGAUGGCGACUCCGAGGAUGGAGAGAAGAUCGACAUCGAGGAUAUACUCGCGGUCCAGGGAAAAGAGAACAGGGCGCCUAACCUCGAAGAGGAGACCCCGGUGAGCCAGAAUCUGCCGCUGCAGACGGAAGCGCCGACCGACAGAUCAGAGAAAAUAAAUGAAAAAGAACUGGCCGACGAAGUUCUCCAGGUACUGGGCGAGGACCCGUCCGCAUCAAAUGCGUUGAAUUUCGACCUGCAUUCGUCGAUAGCCAGUCGAUGGAAGUUUUGGGUCAGCAAAGGAAUGAGCAAGGAGGAAAAGAAGAAGCUCCUCGAUAAAUACCCGAGAAAAGAGGGUUUUCUUGCACCCGAAUUAAAUCGUGUAAUGGUGUCGGUCAUGUCCGAAUCGUCUGUCCGUCGGGAUAGUUACGCGACAAGAUAUCAAGAGACGGUUGGUUCAGCUUUAAUGGCUCUCGGGGCGGCAGUGUCCACGUUGCUCGACGAGCCUGAGAGCAUCGAUAAAUUGGCUUUUCUGGAAAAUCUCAACGACGCCGCCAAGCUCAUGGCGGAUACGCACUUUCAAAUAAACCAAUCGAGGAGAGCCCUUAUUUUACCAGGGGUAUCCAAACCUCUAAAAGAACUCCUCGAUAAAACUAAGUCGGAUUCCGAAUUGUUUGGGAAGAACUUGACGGAAAAGAUCAGUGAGACCAAGGCAUUGGAGAAGAUGGGUCGCACCGUCAAGAGCACCGAGUUUGUCAGGCCCGUCAAUCGUUAUCGACAGUCGACAGGCAGCCAUUUAAACUUCCGGAGCCCGCAGGGGAAGCGGACCUUCUCCAGUUACGCGGGCAGUUCGCAUGCAGAUCCACAGGGCCGACAAAGAUUACCAUUCAGAGGAAAGCAACAGGUCUACAACAACAGGGCGACACACCGGAGACAACAGAGACAGUCGAGGAAGUAGCUCAGAGUAUCGAUCUGCCAUCCCAGAGCCAAGGACCUCGUUUUAAUAGCAACGAGAGUCUCAGCAAGGCCUUUACACGACAAAAGGUCCCAGUAGAGGCAUUGGAGAUCGUGCUAGCAUCCUUGUCAACGGCAACAGUAAAACAAUAUAAGUCAGCCCUGAGUCAUUGGUGGAAUUUCUGCAGCACGGAGGGGAUAGAUUUUUUCAAUCCGGAUGAGAGGAGUCUGUUGCUGUUUUUAUCUAAGAAAUUCGAGGAAGGAGCAUCGUAUGGCUCUCUAAAUUGCUUUCGCUCAGCGAUUUCAUUAAUUUCUACGGACAAGAUUGGUGAUAGACCUAUUAUUAGACGUUUCCUUAGAGGGGCCUAUAAGCUGAAACCUUUGCUGCCAAAAUAUUCAGACACGUGGGAGGUCGAUAUUGUACUAGACUACUUGGCAAAACUGCAGCCCUUGGAGAGCUUAUCGAUAGGAGAUCUUACCAACAAGACAGUUAUGUUGUUGGCUUUGUCAACAGCUCACAGAGCUCAGACUCUUUCUUGCAUUGAAGUAGAUAAAAUUAAAAGAUCGCCAAGAGGGAUGGAAAUAACAAUUACAAAGUUAAUCAAAACUUCUGGUCCGGGUAAAAGUCAGCCAGUAUUGAUAAUUCCUGAGUUUAAAGAGAGACCAGAGUUGUGUGUCGCUUCAGCUAUUCGUGUUUAUUUAGAAAAAACGGCGAAAUAUAGGGGAACGGAGAAAAGUUUAUUUUUAGCGACAAAGAAGCCUCAUAAGAAGGUAGGAGCCCAGACCAUCAGCAGAUGGAUCAAGAGAGUUAUGAAAGAGAGCGGAGUUGAUACAGAGGUUUUCUCAGCUCAUUCUACGCGUCACGCGUCUACGUCCGCGGCAUUUACAAAGGGUGUUUCUCUAGACAUAAUCAGAGCGACUGCAGGCUGGUCAGAGAGAUCGCAGGUUUUUGCAAGAUACUACAAUCGCCCAGUUCAGGCAAGACCAACUGUUUUCGCAAGUUCAGUUUUUAGUAUCUCAUAAAAAAGGAAAAGAAAAGAAAGUUUUCGUUUUAACUAUAUAUGCUAAUUUUAAGUUACUUAUUGUCCGUUUAUAGUUUAUAGUUUUCUCCAAUAAAGGACACGAGGUUCUGAUGACCGUAAA